AUGGUUGUGGUGGAGAUACCUAACGGAAAACUUCGCAUUUGUUUAGACCCAAAACAUCUAAACAAAGCAAUCAAACGUGAACAUUUUCAAUUACCAACAAUUGGAGAUACAUAUAUCACUACACGUAUGGCCAAUGCCAAGUGGUUCUCCAAGCUAGAUGCCAAUCAUGGAUACUGGCAAAUACCUUUGGACGAGGACAGUCAACUCCUUACCGCUUUCAACACUCCUUUUGGCAGAUAUUGCUACACUUGCACUCCAUUUGGCAUCAUCUCAGCACAAGAG
This is a messenger RNA of Paramuricea clavata, 282 nucleotides long. The record is from the annotation of a GenBank genome assembly. Lineage: Eukaryota; Metazoa; Cnidaria; Anthozoa; Malacalcyonacea; Plexauridae.